AUGGAAUCGCCCACAGCAGAUCCGGAUACACAGGCUGAGGUAGAUCUUAUGAUACUGGAUUACCUCCUGUGCAUGGCCAUUGACCAAGUCCUGGACUCCGGGAAUGGUAAAGUUGAAGAUGACACUAGCUGGAGUCUCGAUACGAUCAACACCAUCAAGACUGCACUCUUACCAUCGGACACUCUUUCCAAAGACAUGCAGAUAAAAACCCAGAUACUAGAGCUCGCACAAUUGUUCAGUGAUGGCAAUGGAAAAACAGAGCGAAGCAGAGGUCUUGCUACUGAAUUGUCGCAGGAAGACCAGCGCAGGAGUCCAAUUACACGAUCUGGAAAAAGCACCCCCCAACCAUACCAGCCCCAUGAAAGCGACAAACUACCCGCCCAUGAUACCCGGGUUGUCGCCGUUGAUAGAUCCUUCAAUGCGCUAGUCCGAUUUGUCACCCUUUGCGGCACUGCGAGAGACAAUUUACCAGAUGGACACGCUGAUAUUGCUGCGAAGUUAAUAACCGAAGCUGCACUGAACGAGUACCACACUGCGGGUGUUAAGGCGCCAGGCAGGUACAGAGAAUGCAUUGAACGUGUCACUGCGUGCCUGCGAGAAGCCUCGGAUCCGUAUGCAGAGCAGGUAAAUCUAGCAUACCUGAGCACCCUGUUACCAUCCAUCGACCUUGCAUCAGCCGAGUCGGAAGGAUCUGGGCAAAAGUCACCACGCGGAGAUACUAUUACCCGCUCGGUACAUCGUUUCCUGACCGACCUCAUGAAGACACUAGACCCUCCAAUACUCAUUCAACUCGAGAGAGGGAAACUUGGAGGACUGAGCCGUGAAGAGACCCAGCAGUUGAAGGACAGGAUAGGGCUUUGA
Molecule: messenger RNA, 861 nt
Organism: Aspergillus tubingensis
Lineage: Eukaryota; Fungi; Ascomycota; Eurotiomycetes; Eurotiales; Aspergillaceae
Exons: 2
Coding region: 1-861 (286 amino acids)
Source: RefSeq, a predicted model, not a curated record